Panicum virgatum (switchgrass) is the source of this 444-nucleotide messenger RNA. Its product is annotated as protein TIFY 11d-like. The transcript is spliced from 3 exons. Lineage: Eukaryota; Viridiplantae; Streptophyta; Magnoliopsida; Poales; Poaceae. The record is from RefSeq and is a predicted model, not a curated record. Bases 1 to 444 code for a protein of 147 amino acids.
AUGGCCGCUGCCGGCAAGAAGAGCACCAGGUUCACCGUCACGUGCGCGCUCCUGCGGCAGUACAUGAGGGAGCACCAGGGGCAGAUGGGUGACCUCGCCGUCUUGUUCCAGGCGCCAUCGCCCCCGGUGGCGCCCGGGGAGAACGACGAGGACAGGAUCAUGCAGCUCUUCCCCAUGUGCGCCGUGGCGAGGCCGGCCCAGGAGAGGCAGGAGAUGAGGAAGCAGGCGCCCAUGGCCAUCUUCUACGAGGUUCCUCAUCAACUAGACGAAGCGCAGAUGAGGGCGGCGUCGCUGCAUAGGUUCCUCAGGAAGAGGAAGGUCAGGAUCAGCGACAACAACAGUGAUCACAACGAGGACUCCAUGCCGGCAAAGAAGCAGAAACACACCGCUGCCCGCAAGCCCUUCGUCCAGGACGUGCCUGAUCCCUCUUGGCUCCGGCUCUGA